CUUCAACCUCCAACGUAUGGGAAUCUGGUAACAAUUCUGAGCAUCGAUGGAGGAGGAGUUCGAGGAAUCAUUGCCGGAGUCAUCCUCCAUUAUCUGGAAUCUCAGCUUCAGGAAAUAGAUGGUGAAGAUGCAAGACUUGGAGAUUACUUUGACGUGAUUGCAGGGACAAGCACCGGCGGUCUGAUAACCGCCAUGUUAACUGCGCCAAAUGAAAACGGCCGUCCCUUGUUCUCUGCUCAUCAAAUUGUUCCAUUCUACCUUGAAAAUUGUCCUAAAAUAUUCCCACACACAAGAUAUGGCACUGGAUGCGGGGGAGUAUUAGAAUGUGCAGUAAAUUUACAGAGAGGUCUAAGAGGGCCAAAAUAUGAUGGGGAAUACCUGCGGGAGAUUGUAAGGAAGACACUGGGAGAGACAAGGCUGCACCAGACAUUGACGAACGUGGUUAUUCCUACUUUCGACAUUAAAGAACUCCAGCCUACCCUCUUUUCUUCUUACCAGGUGGAUGAGCAUCCAGCCUUAGACGCUCAAUUAUCAGACAUAUGCAUAGGCACCUCUGCUGCACCAACUUAUCUGCCCCCGUACUAUUUUCAGAAUCAAGAUCAUGAAUUCAACCUUGUUGAUGGUGGCUUGGCUGCUAAUAAUCCGACACUGGUUGCAAUAAGUGAAGUGACGAAACAGAUAAUAAAGCAGAAUCCAGACUUCUUACAAUUGAAGCCAAUGGACUAUGGUCGGUAUCUGGUGAUAUCACUGGGGACAGGCUGCAACAAGAUUGAGCAAAAGUACGAUGCUAAAAUAUGUGGUAAAUGGGGAGCCUUGAGUUGGAUUUACAACAAUGGAUCAUGUCCAAUUCUAGAUUGCUAUAGAGAGGCAAGUGAUGAUAUGGUUGAUUACCUCAACUCUGUCGUUUUUCAAGCUCUUAAUUCAGAGGAUAAUUACCUUCGCAUUCAGGAUAAAAUAGAAGGUGAAUUAUCUUCGGUUGACCUAUCAACGAAAGAAAACUUGGAAAAUCUGGUGAAGGUUGGGAAAAGCUGGCUGAAGAAAAAAGUAUCCCGCAUUAACUUGGUUACGGGUCUGUAUGAACCACUCGCAAAUGCUGGUACCAACGAGGAAGCCUUAAAAAGGUGCGCAAAGCUACUAUCAGAUGAGCGGAAGGUUAGGCUAUCCAGAUGCCCAAUCACAGAGACUCCACAGUGAAAAGCUCCAGCUUAUUGCUUCCUACGUUUCUCUCUGUCUAUUAUAAUUUGGUCCAAUUACGAUUAAGACAUAUAUAAGCAAAGGAUAUUGGGUAAUG
Carica papaya (papaya) is the source of this 1291-nucleotide messenger RNA. Its product is annotated as patatin-like protein 1. Gene Ontology annotation, molecular function: glycerophospholipase activity; monoacylglycerol lipase activity. Gene Ontology annotation, biological process: lipid metabolic process. The record is from RefSeq and is a predicted model, not a curated record. NCBI's taxonomy places the organism in Eukaryota, Viridiplantae, Streptophyta, Magnoliopsida, Brassicales, Caricaceae.